This is a messenger RNA of Hibiscus syriacus, 937 nucleotides long. Its product is annotated as heptahelical transmembrane protein 1-like. The record is from RefSeq and is a predicted model, not a curated record. Gene Ontology annotation, cellular component: membrane. Gene Ontology annotation, molecular function: signaling receptor activity. The transcript is spliced from 3 exons. Gene Ontology annotation, biological process: response to hormone. NCBI's taxonomy places the organism in Eukaryota, Viridiplantae, Streptophyta, Magnoliopsida, Malvales, Malvaceae. The coding region runs from base 20 to 805 and encodes 261 amino acids.
AAUAGGGUUUGUUCUAUUUAUGGGAUUAACAAUGACACACUUGAUUGAAGUCCCUCAAGUGUCGGAUCUCAUUGCAUUCUUUACCAGUUAUUUUCCUAUGAGUGGCGACCUCAAUGUUUCUCAUGAUCCUCAAGACCUCUUUAUGAGAACAACAUCAAAUAAUCUCAUCGAUUUGAAGCCGGAAUCGGAAUCAGACGUUACGCGCGUAACGCGGUGGCCGUUCUACGUAUUCUUAGCCGGCUCCAUGUUUUGCCUCCUUUCGAGCACCAUUUGCCACCUUUUUUCUUGCCACUCUCACCAUCUCAACUUGUCGUUGUUGCGGCUCGACUAUGCCGGGAUCACCGCCAUGAUCAUCACAUCAUUCUUCCCGCCGAUCUAUUACAUUUUUCAAUGCGAUCCGCAGUGGCACUUCGUCUACCUCGGUGGGAUCACAGUUCUAGGCUUGUUCACCAUCGCGACGCUGCUAUCGCCGGCCUUGUCGACCAAGAAAUUCCGAGGGUUCCGAGCUCUACUCUUUUCUUCCAUGGCACUCUUUGGCAUUAUCCCCGGUAUCCACGCCGCCGUCGUCAACUGGUCUAACCCGCGCAGCAAUGUCACGCUGGCUUACGAGCUGGCCAUGGCUAUGUUCUAUUUGACGGGGACCCUGUUCUACAUUAGCCGAAUCCCGGAGCGGUUCAAGCCGGGAUGGUUCGACUUAGCCGGCCACAGCCACCAAAUAUUCCACAUCCUGGUAGUGAUGGGUGCAUUGGCUCAUUAUGGCGCUUCUCUUGUAUUCCCGGACUGGCUCGAUCGCCAUAGCUGUUGAAUGAUCUUCAUUCAUAGCAGCUUCAUGCAAUAUAUUCGAAGAACUGUACUUGAAAUUUAUGUAUUCUUUUUCUUAAUUGUUUCAUUCGUUAGUGAAUUGAGGCAAGUUGAAGAAGAGCUUUCUUCACUCAAA